ACACCAGGAAGUGUGGUGCCGCGGCGGCUCCUGGAAGUGUUGCUGUCCACCCGGUGGAGAUAGGAGGUUGAAACAGGUGUUAAUGUCUCGUGUUUGCGGAAGCCCAGCGGAGCGUCACCCGUCCGAAAGUGUCGGAGGGUGCAAGUGUUUGGUCAUGUUUUUGAAUGUCGCGAUCUGUCGAAAACCGUAGGGGAAAGCGCACUAGGAAUGCAUCCAGGGGGUCUGACUCCCUGAAGGCUUUUAAGAAGUUUUCUGUUGCUGCCCAUCACCCUCGAUUCCCCUUCUCUCCAGGGAUGUGCAGAUGGAGACCGGAGGAGAUAAUGCUGUCCCAGCCCCCGGGGGCGUGGAGGACUUGGUGGACACGCAGUUCCCCAGAGAGGAGGCUGGAGACAGUGAAGAGGUUCACUCAAGCACGCUGGAUCCCGGAGAUGGGGAACCGGAGGACACAGGAUCCAAGACCAAGGACCAGCCAUCCAGCCUCCUAUCACCUUUGCCUCAGGCUGAGGCCCCAUCAAGCACUUGUGAGCACUGGAAAACGGCAGCUUCAGACAGCAGUCCCACUGGAGAACCUCAGAGGAGCUCUGAGGGUCAGGGAGAAGACCCCAGUGAUGGAGACCCCAAUGAUGGGGACCCCAGUGAUGGGGAUCCCAAUGAUGGGGACCCCAAUGAUGGGGACCCCAGUGAUGGGGAUCCCAAUGAUGGGGACCCCAGUGACGAGGACUGGCGCAGCCAACGGAAGCACGUGUUCGUGCUGAGUGAGGCGGGCAAGCCCAUCUACUCACGGUAUGGUAGUGUGGAGGCACUGUCGGCCACCAUGGGUGUGAUGACAGCCCUGGUGUCCUUCGUGCAGAGUGCAGGAGAUGCCAUCCGUGCCAUCUAUGCUGAGGACCACAAGCUGGUGUUCCUGCAGCAGGGACCUCUCCUGCUGGUGGCUGUUUCCCGGACUCCACAGUCUGCAGCACAACUACGAGGUGAGCUGCUUGCAGUACACGCACAAAUUGUGAGCACACUAACGCGUGCAAGCGUGGCCCGCAUCUUCGCACAUAAGCAGAACUAUGACCUACGUCGCCUGCUGGCUGGCUCAGAGCGUACACUGGACCGGCUCCUGGACAGUGUGGAGCAAGACCCAGGCGCCCUGCUCCUGGGUGCCGUGCGCUGUGUGCCUCUGGCCCGUCCACUGCGGGAUGCCCUGGGCACACUACUGCGGCGCUGUACAGCCCCAGGCCUGGCCUUGUCAGUGCUGGCUGUUGGCGGUCGACUGAUAACGGCAGCCCAAGAGAGGAAUGUGCUGGCCGAGUGCCGGCUGGACCCAGCGGAUCUACAGUUGCUGCUUGACUGGGUGGGUGCACCAGCCUUCGCGGCAGGGGAGGCCUGGGCACCUGUGUGCCUGCCUCGCUUUAACCCAGACGGUUUCUUCUAUGCCUAUGUGGCUCGCCUGGAUUCCAUGCCCGUCUGCCUGCUGCUGCUUGGUACCAACCGUGAAGCCUUCCAUGCCAUGGCCGCCUGCCGGCGCUUAGUAGAAGAUGGGAUGCACAACCUUGGUGCCCUGCGCACUCUUGGGGAGGCUGCCAGCUUCUCCAAUGGCCCGGCAGCCAAUGCCCCUGCCUACAGUGUGCAGGCUGUGGGAGCACCUGGCCUCCGACAUUUUCUCUAUAAGCCACUGGACAUCCCUGAACAGCACCGGCAGCUGCCACAGUUUACCAGUCCUGAGCUAGAGGCCCCAUACAGCAGAGAGGAGGAGCGACAGCGACUGUCCGACCUGUAUCACCGCCUGCAUGCUCGCCUCCAUAGCACCUCCCGGCCCCUGCGCCUCAUUUACCACGUGGCUGAGAAGGAGACGCUGCUGGCUUGGGUCACCUCCAAGUUUGAGCUCUACACUUGCCUCAGCCCCCUGGUAACCAAGGCUGCUGCCAUCUUAGUAGUGACGAAGCUCUUGCGCUGGGUAAGGAAGGAAGAGGACCGGCUUUUCAUCCGUUACCCACCCAAAUACUCCACACCCCCUUCCACCUCCUCGGACCAGGCCCCCAACAAUGGCCUGUUCACAGGACUCUGAAUGACUGCGGGAGUGACCACAUUUGGCUUCUACAUUCUGUGUCUACUCUGGAAAUGUGGGUAGAGGCCUGUGUGGGGCUGGUCCCCAUCUCCCUGGGCAGGUUGGCAAGAUGUCAGGGUUUGCCCACAAAUGGGAGAAGGGUAACAGCAGCCAGGGGCACAGGUUGCUUUUUGAACCCCCUCGUGCACCUCCACAUCUAGGAAAGCGGGACUCUUCCUCUGCCCUCUGCCUCACCUCCCUAACUAGCCUGAAUGCCUGUCACCAGCUGUCUCCGCCAGGCCUCUCUGAGCAGCACAAGUUGCUACCACAUCCAUCUUCCAAACAGACCUGAGGCUGGGCUGAGGCUGUCCUCAGGGUAGAGGUGGGUAACCCACAAGGGCUCUAGAAUUUGGAAUGCAGGCCUAGCCUGUGCUUGAAACCAGCCUAUGGGUGUUUAAAAACAUACAAAACAAAACAAAACAAAAACUGUACAGAAAGGGCCUAAAGCUGAAUCCCUCAAGACAUCCCUCUGUCCUUCAUGCCCCCCCCCCCAUCAUUUUUCCUUCCCCUACUUUAAAGCAAACAAAAAACCUCCAAACAGAUCCAAGCCCCACCAUGUUGGACUGUUUCUUACUCGCAUAAGAAGGUGGCAUCCCGCACCCAACUGUGUAAAACACCGCCUGACUUGUCCAUGGGCCAGGAUGCAGCUUUGUGAAGAUGCUCUUAGCCGCUAAAGCGAUUACUCACGAAAGGAUUUAACUUUCUUCUAAACCUUUUAGUGGACAUCUAUAAAGGGACAGGGGUUGGGAAUGCAUUGUGCUGCUGCCCAGCACGAACACGUUUGUCAGGAUAUUGGCCGCUUGCAGUAACGACCUAAAGAAGAGCCCUUGAAGAGCUCGUGCUCACAACCCACCUCAACUGCUCACUACCUAUUCCAGCCUGUUUUAGAGACAGAGCCGUGUGGUUGCGCGCGCAUGCGUGAAAACGCAACCUAGCGUUUGCUCCAAGCAGAUCCCUGUGUCACCCUAACCCCUGGUUUCCUACAAUGUCUGCAGUGGCGCGCGCUGCCGUUCCCUGCUGUUUCUUUUCCGAGGCACAUGCGCACAUACCUCACGCUGGGAAAUGGCUGCGGAACUGGAGCCUUUGAAGGCGGAGUGGCUGGGAGCUGAGAAAGCUGAAGACACCGGAGGUAGUGAGGGCGGACAGGGUAGAUGGGACAGAGGCUUCGGCUCAUGAUAAUAAUUGAGAAUUUUUUAGAAAAAAAAGUUUUUAGCCUAUUGAAACUUGUAACUUCCACAAAGUGGAAAUAAAGAACAUGCGUGUUCUCAUCACCUAA
This is a messenger RNA of Rattus norvegicus (Norway rat), 3368 nucleotides long. It is a transcript of the gene Mon1b, whose product is annotated as MON1 vesicular trafficking associated B. Lineage: Eukaryota; Metazoa; Chordata; Mammalia; Rodentia; Muridae. The record is from RefSeq and is marked validated. The transcript has 5 exons. Gene Ontology annotation, biological process: vesicle-mediated transport; protein targeting to vacuole. Bases 302 to 2053 code for a protein of 583 amino acids.